CUUGAACCUGUCCCCACCAAGGGCCACUAUUCAUGUGACUCAAAGGGUUGGAUUAAGAAGAACAAGAGCAGCCUUGAUGAAAUCCAGCUUUAAAAUAUGACUACUUUUAAAAGCACCUUGUUGGAAAUUCUUGUUCUAGCUCUCCAGACAGCAAGGCCCAUUCUUUUUAUUUCUUUAAGUUUGCUUCUUCAGACAAUGUAUAGUAUUCAAUAAGUUAGGCAUCAGGAUCAUCGACAUGGAAAAACAUAAAUAGAAAAGUGUACCAAUAGGAUUAUCAUAUAACUUUGUCUUUACAUUUUCUAUUGGGUAUAAAGCUAACUGGAGGUGAGCAUCAUGCUUGUGUGACGCUUAGAGAGAAGUUUGGUGUUCUUUGCUUUGAAGAUAGCUGUUAAUAAGAAACUGGAAAACCAGCCUACUUGGUGAUCCAAAUCAUUUUAUAUCACAAAGAAGAAGCAGUAAGGUAAGUUUGUUGUCUCAUUCGUGUCAAUCCAUGACAAGAACUCAAGAUGCAUAAGGGUCUAUUUAGGUGGAGUAUAUUAUCAUCAUCAAUCAGCAGUGUUAUUAUAUUAUCAUGCCAUUCCCAUCUCACUAGCAUUGUAAUUGCUUGUUGUACUGCAUUUCUGGAACUACCGACCCUCUUUCUCUAUCUUGAGUUUUCUGUUCUGCGGCUUUGUCAUCAUUUAAGCAGAAAUGUACUUGCACAGGUUGGAUUGGAGCAUGUACUUUUAGACAAUCAAUUAUUUCUCUGAAUUUCUCAUAUUUUCCACCAAGAAUGGUUACUUCACUUGGAUUGUUUGAGUGUGGAUGACUUCUUAUACAUGUCAUUUUACAUGAUCUGUGAAGAUAGCAUAAGUGGCUUUGAUUUCUCCAUUUUUUUUUUUUUUGAGUCUAUUUGCCUUGUAGUUGCAGAUGGCUAAUGAUGCAUUAACUGUUGCUGUGAUUAAAUGCUGCUUGAUCCUAGCUUGAGUUUUCAUAAUUAUUCUCACUAGGGGAUCUCCUGAUAUUGUAGUUUAAACCAAAUUUUUGGGAAUGGAAAUGAAAACAUGUUAUAUAAGGCUUCGAUCAUGUUGUAUUUUUUCUGCUUGGACGGAAUGAUUUUCAUGAAACCAACUAAUUUUCAGUACUUCAGAGUUGAGCUUUCAUGAUAAAGCCUAGAAAAAUAUAAGAUUUCUGGAAAGUAGAAAUCCUUGAAAAUGUUCUAUCAUGAUGCUACUUUUUACCUCGAUGUGGUUUUUUGGCGAUGGACCACACGAUGAUUUAUCCAGCUGAGAAGUUACCAUUUCCUUGGUGAUUUGAGGGGAUUGAACAACUCUUCAAACGGACAAAGACAUAUUUGUGAAGAAUUGCAGCCCUAGCUGAAUCAGAUUUAACAAGUUUACAGUAAUCUCCAGACAGUAAUUCUUUAGCUGUCUUCACAAAAUCAGAAACUGAAUCAAACGGUUUGGAAAAGGGGGAAGAAAACUUUCAUAGAGGUUGACCAUGAAUGAUUUUAAUAACGAAAGAUCAAAACCAUGGAACAUCUACACAACUUCAGAACCAGGCCCAACACAAGCAGGGAUUGACAAGGAAGCGCCUUGGAGAAGCUUUGGGACAUCUAUGAAUGCCAUUUCUUUUGGUUUUGUUGCCACAGCCAUUUUGAUCUCAAUGUUCCUUAUAAUGGCCAUAUUUGAACACUUGUUCAAACCAACAUCAGAGUAUUCUUCACCAGAAUCUUUGCUGGAUUCCCUGGAAUCAGGAACAGCCAGAAAACAUGGAAAUAGACAAACUGUUUCAGGAUCUUAUGCAUCAGAUUUGUCAGUAAUGAUGCCAGGGCAGCAAUAUCCAACCUUCAUAGCCAAACCGGCUCCUCUGCCUUGCUCCAGGGAAGGAAUUCAUUGGCCUUCCCAUGAACAAUGCUUUGUAUUUGAUUAGCUUUUGUUUGGUGGUUUAAUUCUAUUCUACCAUAAGCUGUGAUCUUUGUAUACUCAACCAGAGGUUAUCAAGUAUUUAUGUUAUAUAUAUUUCAAUGCA
This is a messenger RNA of Prosopis cineraria, 2010 nucleotides long. RefSeq lists its product as uncharacterized. The transcript is spliced from 3 exons. The record is from RefSeq and is a predicted model, not a curated record. Bases 1480 to 1911 code for a protein of 143 amino acids. NCBI's taxonomy places the organism in Eukaryota, Viridiplantae, Streptophyta, Magnoliopsida, Fabales, Fabaceae.